Vicia villosa (hairy vetch) is the source of this 1167-nucleotide messenger RNA. RefSeq lists its product as uncharacterized. Gene Ontology annotation, molecular function: double-stranded DNA binding. Lineage: Eukaryota; Viridiplantae; Streptophyta; Magnoliopsida; Fabales; Fabaceae. Gene Ontology annotation, biological process: chloroplast organization; regulation of DNA-templated transcription. Gene Ontology annotation, cellular component: chloroplast. The transcript has a single exon. The record is from RefSeq and is a predicted model, not a curated record. The coding region runs from base 1 to 1167 and encodes 388 amino acids.
AUGUUUAACCUCAAUAGAACCCUAAUAUAUCUCAAGGGAUUAACUCCACUAUCCCCAAACCCUAUUCCUCUUCUCCACCACUACCCAUCACCAUUUUCUCUGCAUUUCUGCACCAACACUUUCGAUUCAACCUCAUUUGCCGCCUCCUACCUCACCCAGAAUUUCGGUUUCUCCCCACAAUCUGCUUCCAAACUUUGCUCCACCCACCGUCUCCGAUUCAAAACCUCCCAAAAACCUGACACUGUUCUCAACCUCUUCAAAAACCACGGUUUUUCAGACUCCCAACUUCACAGCAUGAUUGCAAAGGCACCCGGCUUACUUUCCUGCAACCCCUCCAAAAGGAUCUUACCAAAGUUUCAAUUUUUACUCUCCAAAGCUGCUUCUAACUCCGACAUUGUUAACCUUGUCAGUAAGAACCCUAGAGUCUUGUCUCCUAGCUUGAAGAAUCAUAUAGUCCCAACCUAUGAAUUGAUUUAUAGAUUCUUGCAAUCAGACAAGGACGUUAUUGCUUCUGCAAUUCAGAAUACAGACUUACUCUGUGCUCAUCGUGUGCGACGGAACAUCACAAUGCUGAUUGAGAAUGGAGUGUCGGACUCGAAUAUUGCAAGAUUGCUCAGGAUUCGGAGUUGGAUAUUAAGCGCACGCGACAUGCUGAAGUUUGUGGAGGAAGUGAAGAAUUUGGGGUUUAAUCCUUCGAAAAUAAACUUCUCGAUAGCAUUGAUUGCCAAAAUACCGGUAAGCAAAAACUUGUGGCAGGAAAAAGUUGAAACCUUUAAGAAGUGGGGUUGGUCGGAUGAAGAUGCUCUGGAAGCAUUUAGAAAGAAACCUUAUUGUAUGUUAACAUCCAUUGAUAAAAUAAAUUUAGUGAUGAGCUUUUGGGUGAAUCAGUUGGGUUGGGAUGCUAUGGCCAUUGCGAAAACACCAUAUGUUUUAUCGUUAAGUUUGGAAAAAAGGAUCAUUCCGAGGGCCGCUGUUGUGCAAUAUCUUCUCGGUAAAGGUUUGACGAAAAAGAGUGCAAGCUUAACUAGUCCAUUUGUAGUGUCCGAGAAGAUGUUUCUGGAUAAGUUUGUAAAACGUUUUAAGAAAGAGUCUUCUUAUCUAUUAAAGUUGUAUGAGGAAAAACUCAAUCCUGCGUACACUAGGGAUGAUAAGACAUGCAUGCCCUAA